AUGUCCCUGAGCAGCAAGGCCCUUGUCAUCAUGUCUCUCACCAUGCGCAAGACCCUAGCCGCCGCGGCGCUCCAGCUGCCCCUCGUUCUCUCGCAGGCUACUCCUGAAGUUUCUGCUGGCAACACCUGUGUCGUGCAGCCCGAGCCCAACGGCACCGACUCGGCGCCGGCCAUCAUCGAGGCCUUUGAGAAGUGUGGCCACAAUGACGCUGCCAACAGAGGCAAGGUGGUGUUCCUGAACCAGACCUACACGGUCAAAACGGUCAUGAACACUACAGGUCUGAGCAACGUCGAUGUUGACCACCAGGGCACCCUCCUAUGGGACAAAAACGUGGAGUACUGGCUGAACAACUCACUCCCGGUGGGCUACCAGAACCAGAGCAGUGCCUGGCUCUUUGGUGGAGAGAGCAUCACCUGGGAUGGCCACGGCUAUGGAACUUUGGACGGCAAUGGACAGGUGUGGUAUGACUACAUCAACGGCACAAACAACUACCCUGGACGCCCACACUCUAUCACCUAUACCGGCACAAGAGACUCUGUUAUUGAGGGCCUUCGAUUCGUCCAGAGUCAAAUGUGGACAAUGACGAUCAUCCACUCCGAGAAUGUGCUCCUGGAAAACAUCUAUGUCAAUAGCACAGACUUGGAGCAUCCCGUCGGGUUCGACUUUUCCUCCCUGAACACCGACGGGGCCGACACCAUCUAUGCCAACAACAUUACCUUCCGCAACUGGGUUGUCGACAACGGCGAUGACAGCAUUGCCAUGAAGGCCAACAGCACCAACAUCCUCAUUGAGAACUGUGACUUCUACACUGGCCUGGGAAUCGCAAUCGGCAGCAUCGGGCAGUAUGACGGCGAGUUCGAAACCAUCGAGAACGUGACUAUCCGAAACGUCACAAUCAACAAGAACAUGCGAUACGGCGCCUACGUCAAGACAUGGACCGGCCAGUCCACAGGCUACCCGCCCAACGGCGGCGGCGGCGGACUGGGCUACGCGGCUAAUAUCACCUUUGAGGACUUCUACCUCAAGGACUCGGCGGGCAUCUUCGCCGUCACACACCAGUUCAACAUCCGCGACCUGCGCCUGCUCAACUGGACCGGCACCGCCGCCAGCGACGUCGUCAGCGACAUCCAGUGCAGCGCCGCGAGCCCCUGCACGGGCAUCGUGGUCGAGGGCAUCGACAUUGUCGACUCGGUCAAUGGCACGCGCCCCGCCAAUUACCUCUGUGAUAAUGUUGUUGACCCGACUGGAUUCAACUGCACUGGUCUGCCUUGGGAGGAAAACCCCAGGUGA
Molecule: messenger RNA, 1290 nt
Organism: Diaporthe batatas
Lineage: Eukaryota; Fungi; Ascomycota; Sordariomycetes; Diaporthales; Diaporthaceae
Exons: 5
Coding region: 1-1290 (429 amino acids)
Biological process (GO): carbohydrate metabolic process
Molecular function (GO): polygalacturonase activity
Source: RefSeq, a predicted model, not a curated record